CGCUUACAGAAUAUUGUUGUUUUUUAUUAUUACAGUCUCGUACGUGUUUUUUCUUCUUCUCAUUUGAAUACAUGAGUCGUUAUAAAAUUGUUUGUUUCAAAAACAAAUACAAAAGCAUAUGUUUCUUGUUUAUGGAUAAGUUUCUUUUUAAACUCAAGAUUGAAAAAUGAUAUUUAAGUGAUAGAUUAUAACAAUAUUUUUUAUUUAAACGUUAUUAUAUUUUUUUCAACAAUGGAAGGAGCAACAUUUCUUAUUUUAUUAUCGUUUGUAAUGUUAAUUGCUAGCUAUUUUGCAGGCAAUCUUCCUUUAGUGAUGCCUAUGUCAGAGUCUAAAUUAGAGCUGGUGUCAAUAUUUGGAGCAGGUCUUCUAGUUGGGACAGCUUUGGCUGUGAUAAUUCCUGAAGGAAUACACUCACUAUAUUCUUCUGUGAUGCCACAUAAAGCUGCUGAAAAUGUAACAGUAGAAGUGGAUUUUAACAGUGUAAAUUUUCAUUCAAUAAUUGGAAUAACAUUAGUUUUUGGUUUCACUUUAAUGUUGCUCAUUGACCAACUUUCGUCUAAGUACACUAAAGAUUUAGAGAGUGGACAUCAUCAUCGAAGUUCUGGUAGUAUGACAGCAACUCUAGGACUUGUAGUACAUGCAGCUGCUGAUGGUAUUGCAUUAGGUGCAGCUGCUGCUUCAACUCACACUGAAGUUGAAAUGAUAGUAUUCAUAGCCAUCAUGUUACAUAAGGCACCUGCUGCCUUUGGCUUAGUUACUAUUCUUUUACACCAAGGACUUGAUAGAAAACAAAUUAAAAAACACUUGAUGGUAUUUUCAAUGGCAGCUCCAGUUGGUGCUAUAUUGACCUUCUUUUGCAUUGGACAGGAAGGAAAAGAAACUUUGUCAUCAAUGAAUGCUACAGGAGCAGCUAUGCUCUUCAGUGCUGGUACAUUUCUAUAUGUAGCAACUGUGCAUGUCCUUCCAGAGUUGAUGGUUAAAGCAUCUAGAGAUGGUAGUGAUACUUUCAAUCCUUAUCAAUUAAUGUGUUUAGUCUUAGGAUGUUUAACCCCAUUAAUGUUAUCAACUGAUCAUGGACAUUAAAAUUCUCAAUUUAAAAUAUUUACACUCAAGAUAUUGUUUUUUAUAAAACUUUUAAAUUUUGUACAAUGAAAUUUUAAUAUUGAUAUGUAAUAAUUAAUAUAUAUAUAUACAGAAUUUCUUGAAACUAUUUUCCUAUACUUUUAAUAUAUAAAUAAAAUAUAAUAUUUCAAGAAUUUUUUUUUCAUUAUUACUAAAAUACUUAAAACAUUACUAAUUAGUAUUGCAUAUCAAAGAAUGAACAAAAAAUUUAAAAUUACAAGGUUAUUUUAAGGUGUAAAAAAUUAAUUAAAUAACUUGACGGUUAAUAAAUGUUAAAAGAUAGUAUACAAUUUCUAACAUUAUUGUAAAUAAAUGAACAUUUUUUUUUUUUUAUUAAAAACAUUAGUUAAGUAUAUUAAGGUAAAAUAUUUAUAUUAUGUUUUUUUAAUUGAUUAUUUUUGUUAUUUACAAUUUAAGGCUGUGUUAAACAUGUUUAAUUUCCAAAACAGAUAUAUUAUUUUUAAUGAAUUAAUUUUUUAAUGUUUAAAGAUUAUUAUAAUAAAGUUAUAAAUUAAGAUUACAA
Molecule: messenger RNA, 1645 nt
Organism: Daktulosphaira vitifoliae (grape phylloxera)
Lineage: Eukaryota; Metazoa; Arthropoda; Insecta; Hemiptera; Phylloxeridae
Gene: Zip102B
Product: zinc transporter ZIP9-A
Exons: 5
Coding region: 232-1083 (283 amino acids)
Biological process (GO): transmembrane transport; zinc ion transport
Cellular component (GO): membrane
Molecular function (GO): metal ion transmembrane transporter activity
Source: RefSeq, a predicted model, not a curated record